This is a messenger RNA of Echinops telfairi (small Madagascar hedgehog), 867 nucleotides long. Its product is annotated as ER membrane protein complex subunit 8-like. The transcript is spliced from 2 exons. Gene Ontology annotation, cellular component: EMC complex. NCBI's taxonomy places the organism in Eukaryota, Metazoa, Chordata, Mammalia, Afrosoricida, Tenrecidae. The record is from RefSeq and is a predicted model, not a curated record.
AUGGAAACAGGUGCUCGGGAGACCACUUUCUGGCUGCCACCGCGAGCUAGCUGUCUGAGGCGCAGCACCUCGGUUUCCCAAAUCUGGGACCACUCUCCGCGGAGCCUGAGCGGGGCCCCUGGGUCGGGGUCUCCGCCUGCCUUCCGGGGAGCCGCAGCCAUAGCUCGCCCUGCUGGUCCGCUGAGGCGCCGGCCGUGGGUCCAGGCCUCCCGGGGCCGCCCGGGCUCAGCAUGCCCGCCCUGCGUGAAGCUGACCAUCCAGGCCUACUGCAAGAUGGUGCUGCACAGCGCCAAGUAGCCCCACUGUGCCGUCAACGGGUUGCUGGUGGCCGAGAGGCAGAAGCUGCGCAAGAAGCACCUGCCCCUGGGCGGUGCCGGCACCCACCACAUCCUCUUCGUCAGCUGUGUCCCCCUCUUCCACAGCACCCUGGCCCUUGCCCCCAUGCUGGAGGUGGCCCUCACGCUGAUUGAUUCCUGGUGCAAAGACAACAGCUGUGUGAUUGCCGGUUAUUAUCAAGCCAAUGAGCGGGUGAAGGAUGCUAGUCCCAACCAGCUAGCUGAGAAGGUGGCUUCCAGGAUAGCCGAGGGCUUCAGUGACAUGGCUCUCGUCAUGGUCGACAACACGAAGUUUACCGUGGACUGCCUGGUGCCCACGACCCACGUGUACGAGCACCACGAGAACAAGUGGCGGUGCAGAGACCCUCACUACGAUUACUGUGAAGACUGGCCUGCAGCCCAGAGGAUCUCGGCCUCACUGCUGGACAGCAGCUCCUACGAGACCCUCGUGGACUUCAACAACCACCUGGAUGACAUCCGGAAUGGUUGGACAAACCCUGAGAUCAACAAAGUGGUCCUCCACCUGAGUUAG